This is a messenger RNA of Anopheles funestus (African malaria mosquito), 885 nucleotides long. Its product is annotated as coiled-coil domain-containing protein 25. The record is from RefSeq and is a predicted model, not a curated record. Bases 167 to 793 code for a protein of 208 amino acids. Lineage: Eukaryota; Metazoa; Arthropoda; Insecta; Diptera; Culicidae. The transcript has 2 exons.
GUGAACCGACCUGCCCUUUCCUACACCAAUGUGUCAUAGCGAACGAAGUAAACUAAACAACGUUUUUAUCGCGAAUACCAGUCGAACCAAAAAGGCGCACCAUUUGUUUCCCGUCCGGCGCGUAAUGUAAAUAAGGGAAAGUCUGUGACAGUGUAUCCGAAACACGAUGGUAUUUUACUUCAUCAGCAAUGUCGUUCAGCCACCGGUGACACUGUUCAUGGGUUUGGAUAAGUACGAAAAUGAAGAUCUUAUAAGAUGGGGCUGGCCGGAAGAUGUGUGGUUCCACGUCCACAAGGUGUCCUCCGCCCACGUGUACCUUCGGCUCGAGCCAGGUCAAACGCUGGACGACAUCCCAUCGGCCGUGCUGGAGGACGCCUGUCAGCUGGUCAAGGCUAACAGCAUCAAUGGCAACAAGAUGAACAACGUCGACAUUGUCUACACGAUGUGGGACAAUCUCAAGAAAACGGCCGCCAUGGAAGUUGGCCAAGUGGCGUUCCAUCGGGAUAAGGAGGUGCGCAUGUUUCGGGUCGAGAAGCGCAGCAACGAAAUAGUGAACCGUUUGAACAAGACAAAACGUGAAGAAUCGAUCGAUUUUCGGGCGGAGCGUGAAAAGCGGGACGCACUGGAACGUGCCGACAAGAAGCGAAUGGCACGGGAGCAACGGGAGCAUGAGAAGGAGGAAGAAAAGCGACGCCAGGAGGAAGCAGAACUGCGGAGCUACAAUUCGCUGAUGAAGCCGGAAAACAUGACCUCCAACUAUGACGCUGGUAAUGAUUCGGAUGAAUUUAUGUAGGGUGUGAGGGAAAGGAGAGAGAGAGAGACAAUGAAACUGUUGUACCGGCGUGGCGGAAGGAUUACGAAUAAAUUAUUAAUUGUUUUAUUUCA